Molecule: messenger RNA, 4398 nt
Organism: Verticillium nonalfalfae
Lineage: Eukaryota; Fungi; Ascomycota; Sordariomycetes; Glomerellales; Plectosphaerellaceae
Exons: 4
Coding region: 1-4398 (1465 amino acids)
Molecular function (GO): protein binding
Source: RefSeq, a predicted model, not a curated record
AUGAGCUCUACCACUGUAGCAAUCGCUGGUGGCACCGGAAAUCUUGGCUACAAGAUUGUCCAGGCGCUGCUAUCAGACCAACUCCGCCCGCGCUUCCGCGAGCUGGUCGUCUUGGCUCGCAACGAAUCAGAGAAAACCGCCAGCCUCAGAUCAAAAGGAGCGACGGUUAGGCUGUAUUCCGAAGGCAACCUCAAGUCUGCCCUCGAAGGGGUCAAUGUCUUGAUCAACACAGUCGGUGCGACAGGCCACCAUUUCAAAGAGCAGCUGCUCCGCGCCCUGCCGCAAUCCUCCGUGAAGCUCUACUUCCCAUCCGAGUUUGGGGUUGAUCACUACGUGCACGACUUUGCGCACGACGAGUGGGAUGCCAAGAAGAACCACAUACGCCUGGCCGAGGAGCUGAUCCCUGAGAUACGCGUUUGCCGCGUCUUCCCCGGCCUCUUUCUGGAAGACUCGAUCGGGCCCUGGUUUGGCUUCCACACAAAGCUGAACAGGUACGAGGCCGUGGGCAGCCCGGACGAGGCGACGUCCUACACGAGCAUGCACGACGUGGGACGUGCCCUCGCUGCUCUGGCGGUGUUGCCUCCCGCUGAAGUUCCUGAGAAGGUGCACCUCGCUGGCGACACCAAAUCAGUCGCAGAGAUUGCCAGGAUUAUGGAGGAGGCGAGUGAGGACCAGAAGCCGAUCGAGGUUUCGACCGUUGAUUUGAACCCCUACAAGGCCAAUCUUUUAGCCAACCCAGAGCCGACGCCUGAAAAAUACCUACGUUUCUUGAUGGGAGAGGGUCUUAUUAAACACACUGCCGGUGGUCUUGGGAACGACAAUUCGAUUAUCGAAGGGGAUGGGGGCUUUGGAAAGUGGAAGUCGUUGAAAGAUUUGGCUCUUGAAACCAAAGUGACCCCGCUUCUGGCAUGUUUCUUGCCGUUUGAAGCGGCCUUGGCGCUGGUAUGGGCCAUGGGGCUAAUGAAUAAACUGCGAGAGCGCCUGGCUUCGGCGUCAAAGCUAACCCAGGCGCCGUCGUCAAACUCAAAGACCACGAGGCCCUGGAUUACCCCCGGGAAAACCACGACAGCCGAAACAAACGUUGAAAGACCACUCAUCUCAAAGAAUAGGGAACAUCCAGCACUCGAGGAGGAUCACAAGUAUCUCGAACCAUCAGCUCUACCAACUGAUCUGACCACACAAAAUGGGCCCGAUACUCCUCGCGACUCGCGUUCUCUUUGGAAGCAAGCAUACGACAAGCUUCGGGAGGAAGAAAGUGGCCUCGUGUUAGACUUUCAGACACUCGCAGCUCAAGAAGUUCAGCGACGAAAUCAGCCACCAAGAUUGCUGGGAGAUCCGGCGCAAGACCAAGAUCCGACACACCACGAUGUCCAAAGGCUGUGCCAAGACGGCAAGCAACGAAUGGAAGAUGCAGAGAUUAGGUUCAAGCUCAGGAACAAGGAUCAUAAAGUCGGUGAAAUAUUCGACAAGGGCAUUCGCGUUAUAGCCUGGGGUAAAGAUCUGGUGUCCACAGCGCUGGGCAAGACGGCGUCUUUCGAAGUCUCCAUUGUUUGGGCUGCCACCAUCUUGGUCCUUCCCUUGCUGGAGAACGUCCAGAAGGCUAAAGAAAUGAAUGACAGCGGCUUCAUCUACGUCACUGGGACUCUGAAGUACUUCCUGGCUCUUGAGCCAGAGUUUCGGAAAAGCCACGGUUCGUGCUCACAAGAGCUCGUUGAUGCUGCCGAAGAGAGCAUCGUAGAGCUGUACAAAGCCAUACUCUCCUUUCAGCUCCGGUCAGCCUUACGGUUCAAUCGGCGCAAGCUGAAGAAUAAGUUCAGAGAUGCUUUCGACUAUGACGGCUGGGAGACCAUGCUGCAGAGGGUGAAGGACGCCGAAAGCCUUGUCGCAGAGCGAUGGCGACCCCUCCAGCGCACAGCCAGUGAGGAUUAUCUACGUCAAUUGAAAGAAGAGACUGCCGCGAGCCUCGAAGUCACGAAUUCCAUAAUGCUGGAUAUUUCUGCAGCGUUCCAUAAUCAUGCAGAAUCCACGCGUGAAAUGGCUGCUACUUUACAGCGCCUUGAGUCACGAGCACUGUCCCUGGAAGAACAGGAGCACCUCCAGGUCUUGCGGCCCCAUGACAAUUCCCAAGAUCUGUCAUACGAAAGCGCAAAAGAACGCACCGAGAACAGAGUUCCAGGAACAUGCAACUGGCUUCUUGAGGAGGAGAAAUAUCAAGACUGGCUGCGGAAGGCUCAUGGGCUAUUGGUGGUUUCAGCAGACCCCGGCUGCGGCAAGUCUGUUCUGGCCAAGCACCUCAUCGACGAGCGACUUCUCGAAGACGCCAACGAGGCAACAAUAUGCUACUUCUUUUUUAAGGAGGACGAUCAGGAUAGGCUCCCUCUGGCACUGUGUGCUCUACUGCAUCAGCUGCUGAGUCGGAAGCCCAGUUUGAUAAAGAGGCACCUGGCGCACGAGCACGCGAAGAAUGGCAAUAGCCUACAGAACAACACGACUGUGCUCUGGAGUAUCUUGGAGGCUAGCCUCAGAGACUCGGAUACAGGUCCAGUUAUUAUUGUUCUGGACGGACUGGACGAAUGCCGACAGGCAGACUUUCAAGUAUUGGCUAGGAGCGUCAACCACCUACUCGCCGCUAAGAAACAUUCUCACGCCACCACUCGAUGGCUCUUCACCACCCGUCCAUAUCAAAACAUCACAAACAUGAUUGCGGCACCUUGUAUCCGCGUGUUUGGUGAAGAGAAGUCGACCACCAUUCGGCAAGAAGUCAAGAUGGUGAUUCAGUACAAGGUCCGCGAUCCCAAACUUCAGAGAAUCAUACCCAAAACACUGCUCUCGCGACUUGAGGAGAGGCUCCUCAGUGUCGAGAACCCAACAUAUCUUUGGGCUGCAUUGACGUUCAGCUUUGUCGAGACUAGUCACUUCAAAAAGACUAUCAGGGGCUUGGAAGAUGCGAUUGAGGAUCUACCGCGCAGUAUCAAUGACGCCUACUCAAAGAUCCUGAGUCGAACUGAUGAAAGCUUACAGCCAAUCAUACGAAAAGCCUUCACCAUUAUCUUGGGAGCAGCAGCUCCUUUGACGAUAGCGGAGAUGAAUGUUGCGAUGAACCUGGACGAAGGCGUCAACGAUCUUGACGAUUUGGACAUGGAGGACGAACAAGCGUUCAAGAGAAGCUUGAGGGAGAUAAGUGGGCUUUUUAUCAUCACACACAACGAUCGUGUCUAUUUUCUACACCAGACGGUGCGGGAGUUCUUCCAAUCUUCGGAUACCAAAAUGCCGACGGCCAACCUUUCCACGCAGUGGCAACACUCAUUCAGUCCCAGAUUGUCCAAUAGCUUCAUGGCACGCAUUUGUCUUCGGUAUAAUUGGCUAUAUAAUAACGAUCCACAUCUCCCUAGCUAUGAGAUUAACGGAUAUCAUGUCUCGAAACAUUUGGUAUGCCAAACUGUCUAUAAGAUGACUGGCUACAGAGUGGGGGACACAAUUCAAGACGUUGAUGACUGGAUAGAAAGACACCCUCACAUGGCUUUCCAUCGCUAUGCAAUCACCAACACAACAAAACACCUGGAAGGAAACUUUGGCGAGGACGAGUUGGAUCUCAUCGUCAAACUUCUGACAUGCAAAAGCAAAGGCUGGCCAAGUUCCGCAUUCCAAGAUGAGCUACCUUCUACCCUACCUACAUAUGACUUUGCUCUUUUGCUGGCAACGCGAUCGCAGUUGGUAGGGGUUGUGCGUCUUCUAGUCACUCAGCCGCAGGUCAACAUCGAAUGCUGCAAUGGGCACGGCCGCACGGCGCUUUGUUUGGCUGGAACAGCUCGCAUGCGACGGUUACUGCUCAAGAGUGGUGCAAAUCCUCACCCCCCUACGGGCGACGUGAUCGCACUGCCGAUAUGGUAUGCUGUUCGACGCGGCAAAUUUGGCUACUUGGACUAUCUACUUUCAAAGGCGAAAAGUCCGGCUGCGAAGCACGACAUGUUGAAGAUCGUGCUCGAAACGGCGCUCUCGGAUUACCCACGACAGCGCGGCAUGGCAUUGGGCUCAAUACAUUGGGGCGCCGACGUCAACGCUCUCAAUAAUCAUGGGUCGACGCUCCUUCAUCACUAUGCGACCAGAGGGUAUGUGGAGUGUGUCAAGUUCUUGUUGGAUCUAGGUGCCGAUGCCACAGUAUCGAGCCGCAACGGACAGACGCCGCUCGAAUCAGUUGUGCACAGGUUGGAGGAGGAAAAGGAUUGUUUUAUCGAAGAUGAACUCAGGGAAAUCAUGACCUUGCUUGAAUUUGAAAAAGUGGCGGAAAUGAGCGAGGAGUACCGGCAGCUGUUACAAGGGGACAUGAUUCACGAGGGUGACUCUGAUUUCGAACAGAUUGAUGGUCCUGACUCAGACGAAGAUGAUCUUUUCAAAUGA